CGCCAUGUCGGCCACGCUGGACCUGAGAUCGAAGGAGGAGAAGGACGCGGAGCUGGAUAAACGUAUCGAAGCGCUACGGAAGAAGAACGAGGCCCUUAUUAAGCGUUAUCAGGAGAUUGAGGAAGAUCGGAAGAAAGCGGAGCAGGAGGGAAUCGCAGUGACGGCUUUGCGCCGCGUGAGACCAGCCGAUGCCGAGCCGGAGAGGAGAUGGGUGGACAAGGAUCUCUCUGUCACUAUCCAGGUUAUGCUCUCCCCCGGGGAAAAGCGUGUGGUGAAGGACAAGAAGCCAUUGGGCACCCCAAAACCUGGCCGCGGCACCACUCCCCGCGGCUCGGGGCGUGCCUGCUUGCGUCCUUCUGGCCGUUCCCCCCGGGGGGAACCCCCCGCCGAGCCAUUUUGGGAGGGUGCCGGGGGGAAUGGCAUGACCCCGGCGGAGCGUGGCGGACGGGGACGGCGCUUGCGGGGCCGGGGGGCGGCCGGUGCGGUGAUGGGGGGUGAUGCCGGUCCCAACCGAAAGUCCAAGGAGUGGGAAGAGCGACGGCGGCAGAACAUCGAGAAGAUGAACGAGGAGAUGGAGAAGAUUGCGGAGUACGAGAGGAACCAGCGGGACGGGCUUCACGAGAAGAACCCUGUGCGUAACUUCUUGGACGACCCGCGCCGCAGCGGCCCCUUCCAGGACACCGAUCGUAAGGAGGGGAGCCGGCGACAUGUCCGAAAUUGGGGGGGAGCUGAUUUUGACAAGGUCAAGGCAGGAAUGGAGCGUGAGAAGACCUGGCAGGGCCCCGUACGUACCCCGGGACGCCGUUCCAGCCCGAAAGCUGGGGGGCCGCUGGACAUGACGCUCUCCAUGACGGGUCGGGAGCGAGCUGAAUACGUCCGCUGGAAGAAAGAACGGGAACAAAUCGAUCAGGAACGCCUGGCGCGGCACCGCAAACCCACCGGGCAGUGGCGGCGGGAGUGGGAUGCCGAGAAAUCGGACAGCAUGUUCAAGGAGGGCUCUGCAGCAGCGCCCGGCUCAGAAAUGAGCGGUGGGGAGGAAAACAAGCGCCCUCCUCCCAAACCGCUCACUUUUGGGGAAUUCCUCACCCCGCAUCGCAGCCAGCGGAGGAGAAAGGGCCGGGGACGUGGCCAGAGCACCGGGACCAAGCCCUACAGCAUGCAUGAUAACCGGUGGGAGGAGAAGGAGCUGCCGGUAUCGACUGAGGAAGCCGAGAGCCAGAAGGCGGAAGAAGUGCCGAGCGGGGCCCUCCCGGAGCCUCCCCGCCCCCUGAGCCCUGAGGAAGAUGAGGACCAGUGGGAGGAUGUCAGUGAGGAGGAGGAAGAAGAAGAAGAGGAGGAGGAGGAGGAAGGCGGCGGCGGCACCAGCCCAGGAUCAUUGAGCGAGGACGAAGCACCCCGCAGUGCGUCCCCCAAAGCCCAGCGUCCCCCCAGAGCUGGCCAGGCUGCGGCUCCCAAACUGCGCGUGCCCCCCACCACUGUGGCACCUGUCCCAGAUGGGGGGGCUGGCACCCCCCUGAGCCCCUUCUCCCCCGUGGAAGGCCACCAGCCCGUCUCGGACUGGGGCGAGGAGAUGGAUCUGGCCUCUCCCCGCAGCAGUCUGGGGGACAGUCCCCUUUCAGGUCCCACUGUCCCUAAGUCGAGAGGGGAUUCCGGAGAGAUUCCAGGACUGAGCCCCAUGGAGCUGGCUGGGUCCCCCCAGGGGGUGCAGAGCCCUGCAGAGCCCCCCCAAGGGGAAGAAAUGAGGCCGAACAUGGAGCAAGAGGUUUCGGGGAAGCAUGAGGAGGCGGCAGGGAGCCCGGCGGAGGAUAGAACGCAAGGAGACACAGCGUUUCCCCGCCAGCUGGAUGCGGAGGUGGCCCCCAGCACGGUGGAGAUCACGGACUUUGAGCGGCCUGACUCUACCUGCGAAACAUCCCAGAGUUGCCAUGCUUUUCCUCCGGCAUCUCCGGUUUCGGGAUCUGUCUUCCAAAGCCCGGGAAGCGCAUCGGGUGGUGGAGGCUGGCGGGUGCUGUGCUUGCCCGGGAGGCUGCGACGUCUGAUGGCCAAGUGCCCCGAUGUCCUCGAGCAGCCCCUCCGUCACUCGGGUCGCUCCCACCGUGACCGCUACAGCUUUCUAGAGACUGUGAGCCGGCAGGAAUAAGCCAGGGAGAGGCGAGGGGGGUGCGGGGGAAAAAAAAGAAAAUGACCUGCCUGCACCUCCUUGGUGGGGUUUGGCCUUUGGUGGUGGGGCUCCCUGAAAUCCCUUCUGCGCCCACGGGAUAGGUGGGUCAAGCCUGGCGUCAUGGGCAUUUAGGAGCAGAGGAUACCAGUGCCGGUGGCAGUGUUAAGGGUCCCCAAAGGGUUUGGGGGCUCCAGCUGUGCACCCCCAGUUCCCAGCAGCUCCCCACAAAGUUCCUGCCCCUGGCAGGGCACUUUGGGGUCCCCUUCUUCCCUUCUUUGUGCCCUGGAGCUGGGCAGGAGGGGUGGGCUUGACCCAUCCCCCCCCCUUGGGCUGCCUCAUCCCACCGGCUCUUUGUAAAAUAAACCUCCAAAACAUC
Molecule: messenger RNA, 2537 nt
Organism: Harpia harpyja (harpy eagle)
Lineage: Eukaryota; Metazoa; Chordata; Aves; Accipitriformes; Accipitridae
Gene: CCDC9
Product: coiled-coil domain containing 9
Source: RefSeq, a predicted model, not a curated record